Messenger RNA from Micromonas commoda, 768 nucleotides. RefSeq lists its product with no specific name. The coding region runs from base 1 to 768 and encodes 255 amino acids. Lineage: Eukaryota; Viridiplantae; Chlorophyta; Mamiellophyceae; Mamiellales; Mamiellaceae. The transcript has a single exon. The record is from RefSeq and is a predicted model, not a curated record.
AUGCUCGCCGCGCUCGCGCCUCGCGCGCUCCCCGCGCGAACAGCGCCCGCGCCCCGUCCCCGUUUCGCCCGCGCGAGCGCCCCGUCCGCCGCCCGUGCCCCGUCGCGCGCCGCGCCCCGAGCCUCGGGCGACGCCGAUAAGGUCGGGACGGUCGUGGGCGGCGUGGCGGGUCCGGACGAGGGCCCCAUCGACGAGUCCUCUUUCGGCGCGACCCCGUGGGACCCCGCUGACGGCGAGGACCCCAUCAGCGACGAGGUCCUGCUGAAGAUCGUCCUGUCCCAGAUAAGCGACCAGGAGGUGAACGAGCUCGUGUGGACCGCGCUCGGGUACGUCAAGGAGAUCGAGCUCGACAUGGAGACGCUGACGGGCAAGGAGGUUUGGAAGCCCACGAACGUGUUCCCCAAGUGGGCCGCGGCGUACCCCGAGGCGCCGGACGUCAUCGGCGUGACGCGCAAGUACUGGCCGGAGAUUGACGCGCCCGUCAAGGCGGCGUGCGCCGCGUUGACCAGAUCCGUCGCGGACGACCACAAGCAGGGGCUGAAGAAGACCCUCCGCAGGCUCGGCUGGAAGGGCUACCGGAUGGAUGGGCUCACGCCCAACAUGACGCGCCGGGCGCAGGCGGCGAAUUGGCUGCUGUACUACAGGCGGGAGCUGCGUGGGGUGCCGAUCGAGGAACUGAAGAGGCGGAGGGAGGAGAGGCGGAAGCGGGAGGAGGCGGAGCAGCGGACGGACGCGCCCACGGGCACCACCAAGCAGGGCGUCGUGUAA